Molecule: messenger RNA, 2845 nt
Organism: Equus caballus (horse)
Lineage: Eukaryota; Metazoa; Chordata; Mammalia; Perissodactyla; Equidae
Gene: NMD3
Product: NMD3 ribosome export adaptor
Biological process (GO): ribosomal large subunit export from nucleus
Cellular component (GO): cytoplasm; nucleus
Molecular function (GO): ribosomal large subunit binding
Source: RefSeq, a predicted model, not a curated record
CCUCGGAGAGGCGGGAGGAGGAUCGGGUCGAGAGGGGAGCAGACGAGGCUGAGAUCCCGCGGCGCGCUCUCGUAACAUCGGGGGUCCCGGAAAAUGGAGUACAUGGCGGAGGCCGCCGAGCGCAGCCCCGGACACAUCUUGUGCUGCGAGUGUGGUGUCCCAAUUAGUCCAAAUCCUGCCAAUAUUUGUGUGGCCUGUUUGCGAAGUAAAGUAGACAUCAGCCAAGGCAUCCCAAAGCAAGUCUCUGUGUCUUUCUGCAAACAAUGCCAAAGAUAUUUCCAGCCACCAGGAACUUGGAUACAAUGUGCGUUAGAAUCCAGGGAACUUCUUGCUUUGUGUUUGAAAAAAAUCAAAGCUCCUCUGAGCAAGGUACGGCUUGUAGAUGCUGCCUUUGUUUGGACUGAGCCCCAUUCUAAGAGACUUAAAGUUAAACUAACUAUUCAGAAAGAGGUGAUGAAUGGUGCUAUCCUUCAGCAAGUGUUUGUGGUGGAUUAUGUUGUUCAGCCCCAAAUGUGUGGAGAUUGCCAUAGAGUAGAAGCUAAGGAUUUCUGGAAGACUGUGGUUCAAGUCCGGCAAAAGACUUUGCACAAAAAAACUUUCUACUAUCUGGAACAGUUGAUUUUGAAAUAUGGAAUGCAUCAGAAUACACUUCGUAUCAAAGAGAUUCAUGAUGGUCUGGAUUUCUAUUAUUCCUCAAAACAACAUGCUCAGAAGAUGGUAGAAUUUCUUCAAUGUACGGUUCCCUGUAGAUACAAAGCCUCACAGAGACUGAUCUCUCAGGAUAUCCAUAGUAACACAUACAAUUACAAAAGCACUUUUUCUGUGGAAAUUGUUCCAAUAUGCAAGGAUAAUGUUGUUUGUCUGUCUCCAAAACUGGCACAAAGUCUGGGAAACAUGAACCAGAUUUGUGUGUGUAUUCGAGUAACCAGUGCCAUCCAUCUCAUAGAUCCAAAUACCCUACAAGUUGCAGAUAUUGAUGGCAGUACUUUCUGGAGUCAGCCUUUCAAUAGUUUAUGCCAUCCCAAACAGCUAGAAGAGUUUAUUGUGAUGGAUUGCAGCAUAGUUCGAGAUCUAAAACGCAGUGCAGGUGCUGGAAUGAUAUCAAAAAAGCAUACCCUCGGGGAAGUCUGGGUCCAGAAAACGUCUGAAAUGAAUACAGAUAAACAGUACUUUUGUCGUACUCAUUUGGGACAUCUUCUGAAUCCUGGAGACCUGGUGUUGGGGUUUGAUUUAGCCAACUGUAACUUGAAUGAUGAGCAUGUCAACAAAAUGAACUCGGAUAGAGUCCCAGAUGUGGUGUUAAUUAAGAAAAGCUAUGACCGUACCAAACGUCAGCGACGUAGAAACUGGAAACUGAAGGAGCUUCCAAGAGAGAGAGAAAAUAUGGAUACAGAUGAUGAAAGGCAAUACCAAGAUUUCCUUGAAGAUCUUGAAGAAGAUGAGGCAAUUAGAAAAAAUGUAAACGUAUACAGAGAUUCAACCAUCCCGGUAGAAAGUGACACAGAUGAUGAAGGAGCGCCUCGAAUUAGUCUGGCUGAGAUGCUUGAAGACCUUCACAUUUCCCAAGAUGCUACUGGUGAAGAAGGUGACUCGAUGAUGACAUAAUGAGAUCGUGUUGUAGACGGUUUCCACAUCUGUAGGGUUGGGAUAUUGAACAAAAUAACUUAUUGUCUAUCCCAUCUAUGUCUCUAUGUUAAAAGAGGAGAAAUCUAGUUUUAAACCUAAAUAAAUGACUAUUCUGAUAUCUCACUCAGAAAACUGAAAAAGAUAGAUGGCUUUGAAGUUUUAGAUAACGAUAGAUUAUGGAGAAUGUAAUUAUCGAUAUUUAGGCCAUUUUAUGUUUUGAAUAUUAGUGGUUCACUUUAUAUGAGAUACCAGUAUUUUCACAUACUGUAGUGCUGGAUUUAAAAGCUCAAAAGUUGUGAUUUCUUGGAGGUUACCUAAAUUUUCAAACAUAAAGCAAGCUUUUAUGUUCUUUUUAUAUUGAUUGCUUUAGUGAAAGAAAGAAAGAGUUAUUUUUAAUUUGAACUUGCUAUGCACUUUGCUCCACGUUAGAUCAUUUUUUAUGUCCUUGGGGCAGGGAAGUUGGGGUUCAUUUUAUCACUGGACAUUCAAGUGGAAAGUUAAUCUUUUUUAUUCAUAAUAUUAACAUCUUUAAAAGCUGAUAAACUGUUAAUUUUUAUUACAGAAGAAAAUAUAUUUAAAAUAUUUAUGGAUUUGUAGCAAACAUAGACUAAUUAUUUAAAGGUUAAAUAACAAUUUGUGCCUUUGUUAUUUUUGUCUGUGCCAGCAGCUUAGGACAGUAGCUGCUUAUGUCAUAAAAAUGUCUUGCUAUCACUUCAAGGAUUUUGCUUUUAAAAUUUUGAUUUACAAAUUGAGGAGGAAGGAAUUUUCUCUAUUUAUUUGUAUCAUUGAACAUGUCACUAUCAAGAAGAAUAUUAAAAUCCAGCAUAUAAGAUGAUGAAGUAAUAAAAAUCAUCUUCAUUCUUCAUAAAAUUAUGAAUCAAAUUUGAAUGAGGAAUGAGUUCCACAUCCUUGAAAGAAAAACCUUGGCUUGAGUUUUAGAGUUUUUUGAGAGUGAAGUAUUAAGAUCCUAUUUCUAUAAGCAAGGUCAGACUUACUAAAUAUUCCAUAACUAAGCUAAUUCAUAAAUUCUGUGUUUACCACUAAAUAAUAUUAAGAUUGAACUUCUCAAUUCUGAAGUUAGGAAUAAAGGCCUGAACUUUCCACAGUGGCUCCUUUUCUGUCUGCAUCUUUGGUUAAAGUUUUCACUUGUGGUCUGUGUUUACCUCUUCUAUGUCAAGAUGUUAAGAAGCAUGAAAAAUAAAAACAUUCCCCCCCUUUU